This is a messenger RNA of Trypanosoma conorhini, 359 nucleotides long. RefSeq names its product nuclear transport factor 2. Gene Ontology annotation, biological process: nucleocytoplasmic transport. The transcript has a single exon. Gene Ontology annotation, cellular component: nuclear pore central transport channel. The annotation marks the transcript as partial. Lineage: Eukaryota; Euglenozoa; Kinetoplastea; Trypanosomatida; Trypanosomatidae. The record is from RefSeq and is a predicted model, not a curated record.
UCGGCGUGGGUUUCGUGCGGCAGUACUACGAUAUCUUCUCGAAGAACCGCGAGCAGCUGGCCGGCGUGUACCGCCCCAACUCGCUGAUGACGUGGGUCGGGGAGCAGCUGCAGGGCAACGCGAGCAUCAUGGCCCGCCUCUCCAGCCUUGGCUUUAACGAGGCCCUCUUCAAGCCGGAGGACAUCGACUGCCACCCCUCCCUCAGCAACGGCGUGCUGGUGGUGGUGAACGGCGAGGUGCUGCUGAAGGACGAGCGCCACCCGCUGAAGUUCAACGACGUGUUCCACCUCGCGCAGGACGGCGGCCAGUGGUACGUCUCGAACCAAAUCUUCCGCAUAGUCGGUGGGGGCGGACAUUAA